This is a messenger RNA of Dermochelys coriacea (leatherback sea turtle), 2534 nucleotides long. RefSeq names its product Coenzyme A synthase (gene COASY). Gene Ontology annotation, molecular function: dephospho-CoA kinase activity; ATP binding; pantetheine-phosphate adenylyltransferase activity. Bases 131 to 1870 code for a protein of 579 amino acids. Gene Ontology annotation, biological process: coenzyme A biosynthetic process. The record is from RefSeq and is a predicted model, not a curated record. The transcript has 10 exons. NCBI's taxonomy places the organism in Eukaryota, Metazoa, Chordata, Testudines, Dermochelyidae.
CCACCUCUCCCUUGUGAGCCCGCCCCCAUCCCCCCGGAAGUCGCGCCCCGUCUCGCGAGAGCCCGGGGGGUCAGAGGCCGCCCAGAAAGUCGAUACAAUUGUGAUUGGACUUUAAACGGAGAUUUUAAAAAUGGCGAUGACACACUUCCGGCGGGCUGGGGUAGCGCUUCCGGGUCAGGCGCGGGGCGGCGGCGAGAGGCGGCCCCUGGCCCGGCCGCUCGGUGCCAUGUCUGUCUUCCGCUCAGGCCUGCUGGUGCUCACCGCCCCGCUCUCUGCCCUGUCUCUGCGCCUUGUGCCCAUCCUGGCCUCGGCCUCCCGGAUCGUGGAGGACACGCUCUACAUUCACCUACAGCCGGGCCUCAGCUUGACAGGUUCUUCCCAGCCCAGGUCCACUUACGUGCCAGCCACACCCGAGGUCUAUAGCCUCAUCAACAAGCUGUAUGUGGAUGCUGACAUCCACAGCCACCUCGACGUGCGGGUCCUGCUGACGAACAUCCGCAACCAGAGCCUGGCGCCACAGUCGCUUUCCUCAGUGCAGAACCUCUCUCACCCGCCCGAGGUGAUCCUGACCGACUUCCAGACCAGUGAUGGGGGCCAGUACAACCCAGUGAAGCAGCGCCUGGAGCGUUAUGCCACCAGCUCUUACAGUUGCAGGCCCAAUCUUAUCUCUGUGCUGCUGUACCCAGAGUAUGAGCCCAUGAUGGACGAGAGCGAGCUGCCCCCAUGGGAGCCAGACUUGGAUGGCAGGGCCCUGCAGAGUUACAGUGAUGUCGUUGUCGGGGGCACUUUUGACAGACUCCAUAAUGCUCACAAGAUCCUUCUGAGUGCAUGCUGCCUGCUGGCUGAGAACCGGCUUCUGGUUGGUGUCUCUGACAAGGAUCUUCUGGAGAAUAAGAUGCUGAAGGAGCUGAUCCAACCAUAUGAGCAACGAGUGGAGAAGCUCUGUGAGUUCCUGGUGGACGUGAAGCCCUCUUUGCGUUAUGACAUUGUGCCUCUGGUAGACCCCUAUGGCCCAUCGAUAACGGACCCUGACUUGGAGUGUAUAGUAGUCAGUGAGGAGACCUGCAAGGGAGGGGUGGCCGUGAACAAGAAGAGACUUGAAAAUGGGCUCUCCGAACUAGCCCUCCAUGAGAUCCUGCUGGUUAAAAACCCCAGUCAUGGAGAGAAUGAAGAGGAAAAGAUCAGCUCCUCCAGCAUCCGGCAGAGGCUGCUCGGAACACUGCUGCAGCCGCCACAGAAAGACCCAGCCCGGCCUUCUCGUCCCUAUGUGAUCGGUCUGACUGGGGGAACUGGAAGUGGGAAAAGUUCCAUUGCCAGACACUUGGAACAUCUAGGAGCUUUCUGCAUCGAUGUUGACAAACUUGGCCAUGAAGCCUAUGCCCCUGGUGGCCCUGCAUAUGAACAGGUGGUGGAGGAGUUCGGAAAAGACAUUUUGAAUGAAGAUGGGACAAUUAACAGGAAAAUCCUUGGGGACAAAGUGUUUGGAAACCAGGAGCGGUUGAAGUGUCUCACAGACAUCGUGUGGCCUGUGAUCGCUAAGAUGACACAGAGGCAGCUGAAGGAAGCGGCAGUACAGGGUAAAGCGGUGUGUGUGCUGGAUGCUGCAGUGCUGCUGGAGGCUGGCUGGACAGACAUGGUCCAUGAGGUAUGGAUGGCCAGCGUCCCGGAGAAGGAGGCCCUGUGCCGCAUCAUGGCCAGAGACGGACUGAGUGAAGAGGCUGCUCGGAACAGGCUGCAGAGCCAGCUGAACAACAGCCAGAGGGUGAAGCAGUCACAUGUUGUGUUGUACACCCUCUGGGAGCUGGAGGCAACCCAGAAACAGGUGGAGAAGGCCUGGGCCCUCCUGCAGCAGCGCAUCGGCCAAGACUAGAGUCUGAGGAAAACCACCAGGUCCCAUCACUCCCGUCUCAUCUUCAUGCACAGUCAGACUGGGAAUCACAGCACAGCUGGGCCCUGCUGCCAGGGGCUGAGUGCAUACGCACUUGACCCCACUGUGUAUCUCACACCGUGUUCUAGCAUCACAUGUCCUCAGUCAGCAGGGCACAAUUCAGGUCUCAGCUGGGUGGUUAAAAUGGCACAUCUGGUGUCGAGGGGAAGGGGCUGGGGGCAGAGACAUCCUGCUUUACUGUUGCUAAAGGCCCUGACCAAGAGGCAGUACCCUGCUGCGGGAACAAAGGGCAAUGAGGGGCAGCUGCUCUGAGCUUUCAGCAUGGGCACAAGCCAGGAAGGCAGCAGCAGCACUUGCCUGAUGUGACCGAUGUCCCCUGCACCGUCUGAGGCUGCCAUCUCAGAGGAGCCAGAGAACACUGCCACACAGCAUGUCCCAGUAGUAGACCCAGCUACAUUUGCCACCCUAGUCAUCUUUGGGUUACACUGUAUGGAGCCGGGACAUGAGCGCAGUCACCCCCUUGUAUGAUCAGUAUUGUUGGGUUGUCCCCCUUUCUCACUGGAUGGGCCGCCGUGGUAUGGGUUGCCAGACCUGGGUGUACUGUGUACCCUGCAGGCAUGUGUCAGUUAAAAGUCCGGUUUGCGCA